Molecule: messenger RNA, 774 nt
Organism: Schistosoma bovis
Lineage: Eukaryota; Metazoa; Platyhelminthes; Trematoda; Strigeidida; Schistosomatidae
Source: the annotation of a GenBank genome assembly
AAACAAACGGAACUUAUUAUUUUAUAGUAAGGAGAUAAUUGAAUAUAAACAAAUAAAGAAUUCUAACAGAAAUAGACGGUUAUUCCUUGAACUAUUCUAUAACGAUGGAUACUUCAACAAAUGAACUGAUCAAUGUACUGAAAUAUGAUCAUUUAUUGAUUAUAUCAACAUAUACAAGAACAUCAAUAUGCGUUGCUACAGAGAUCGGACUUUGGAAUCUCGACGUAGCUAUUACUGUUCAGCUUGUUGCUUUUGUAAUUAAUUGGACAAUCUUUACAUCCGCUUUAUUAAUUGGGGCAUCAAUUGAAACAAGUUUAAUGGACUCUUUCAAAGUUCUAUUGAUAAUCCUUUCAGUUAUUUCAGCUUUAAUCAUUCCACCUAUGGUUAUCGUCUAUUUCUUUCAACAAAAUGUAAAGGUAGUGAUAAUUCUGUUCAAAUGUGCAGAAAUAUUACUAUUUAUUAUGAUAAUAUUUUACAGUCAUUUCACUGUUGGAACAUUACGAUAUCGAUUAUUUUAUCCAAAUUAUACUUUGGCAGCAUUAUUAUUGUAUAUUAUGUUUUCAACAGCUUUACCAAUCACUGAUGAUCUGGUUUAUACCAUGAGGAAUAAUUGGAAUGUAACAAAAUUCAACUGGAUUUUUACUUGAUAAUGAUACAAUCUUAUAGUUUCAUUUCAUUAUAGACUAUAAAACUUGGUUCCAUAUUGACUGUCUUAAAUAUAUGAUAAUACAUAUUAUUCAAGUAAAGUUAUUGUAUAAGAUCAAAGACUUUGAG